Molecule: messenger RNA, 417 nt
Organism: Aspergillus bombycis
Lineage: Eukaryota; Fungi; Ascomycota; Eurotiomycetes; Eurotiales; Aspergillaceae
Exons: 3
Coding region: 1-417 (138 amino acids)
Source: RefSeq, a predicted model, not a curated record
AUGAAGGCCCCUUACUUCCUCGCUUUCCUUGCUGCCGCCGUCUCGGCACAGAAUGCUGGCAUCGGGUUCCCGAAGAAAGACCAGGAGAUCACGGCAGGAGAGACAUUAGUUGUUCAGGUUCAGCGCCCGAACUCCUUAACUGGCUCCCAGGAGAUGGGUGUCGCAAUUGGCGUGGCAUCCUGCGCCUCACGGCCCUGCAUGGCUCCGAAGGAUACUCUGGGUACUCUCCUCUACAACGGGCCCUUCAAGCCCGAGUACCAUGAGACUAGCCAGCCUCCUUAUCAGAACUUCACCGUGACGAUCCCAGACUCUAUAGCUAAGGGAGACGCACAGAUCAACAUCGCCCAUGUGGCAAUUGUCGGGGCGAGCACGUGGCCAUACUUGGACCUGCUCAAUCAGACUGUUGUUGUUGCUUAG